AUGGAAGGCCGAUUUGAAGAUGCCUCACACCAACUCGAGAUCAUGAAAACUCACAUUCCAAAAAGCGGGAUCUGGUCGCAGGUCUACCCAUUACACCUGAAAGAUUCCGGAGAGAAAGUGAUGAUCAAGGCAUAUCUAGAAGUUACGGAGGAUGAUGUUUUAGAUGAUAUUGCAGCUUUGAGAUUUUUGGGAAAACCCGGGGAGAUAUAUGUCCCUGCACUAAUGGGGAGUUUCAAUGACCCGUCUACCAGCCUGCCGUCCUUGGUGUUCAGUGGCACAAUAAUGAGCUUGCGAAAACGGUGUGUCCGAAAAAUAGGCCACGUCUCAUCAAAAGAGGAUUGCAAGUGGCGGUUAUUCGUCAGUUUGAUCCCCCUUCUCCAGCAGCUGAUAGACGCGUUGGAGUGGCUUCACCGAAAGGGUUUUGUUCAUAUGGAGUUGUCCAUGGAGACGGUGAUGGUGGAUCAACCGCCGGAGAAACAUGGACACAUUCAACUCUUUAACAUUGGGUGUCCAAGACCGGCGAAUAUCCCUUCAGCUGGACGCCUACAGCCCCUCGGUGCCUGCAGAUAUUUGCCGCUAGAGGUCCUCCAAGGCGGGGUGUACACACACGAUGGCGACAUCUAUGGUUUUGGUUUGAUAAUGUGGGAGCUGUGGAACGGUCAGCAAGUCUACGAUGAUGCCAGUGACGUCACCGUAGAAGAGUUCACUAACCGUCUCCUAACAGGAGAGGCGGUGCUGUCAGCACUCAGCGAUGUUCACGGUGCCAACGCCCAGGGACUGGAGACCAAGUGGUGGGCGAUUAUCCAGAAGUGCACCCAACGUCAGCCUGAAGAGCGACUUAAUCAGAAUCAGAUAAAGAGAGAGUUGGAAGCAUACGUUGGUAGUAUACUUGCCAAACCAACACUGAAAAAGGGGUAUGAACCAGUAACACCUCAACUGCCGCAAGUAAACUAUAAACCGGGAUAUCGCAACCCUGAUAUCAGUGAAUCCUGA
Molecule: messenger RNA, 993 nt
Organism: Lingula anatina
Lineage: Eukaryota; Metazoa; Brachiopoda; Lingulata; Lingulida; Lingulidae
Biological process (GO): protein phosphorylation
Molecular function (GO): ATP binding; protein kinase activity
Source: RefSeq, a predicted model, not a curated record